AUGAGCAAACGGUCGAACUCGGGAGUCUUGCCUCCAAGCAAGCGGAGACAUACAGACAACGACGCAGUCGAGUCGCUGGUGUCUCAUAGCAAGGAACUCAUUGAGUGUCUGCAAGCACUCACCGGAUCAUCCAAAUCUGGAUCCUCCACCAAAGACGAUGCGCUGCAGAAACUUCGCGGUCUCAGCAAAACUCUUCUGCCUUCAUUCCAAUAUCUUGCCCGCGAUGGAGACCCUCGAGAUGAGCUAGAGAAGCCCGAACCAAAGGAAAUACCCCGUGAGCCCUCUCUUGCCGGAGUACCUGUCCCAUCCUUCAGCAUCUUCAAGCCAUGGACAUCAGCAGACAUCCCGAAAGUGAUUCCUCCGCUUCCCAAGAUCACCAACCAUGUUUUGGAGACAGCAGCAUUCACCCAUGUCGGCAGGGUCAAGAACAGGGGCGAUCUCAGCUACGACCGCCUGGAGUGGCUAGGAGAUGCCUAUGUGGAGCUUUUCUCAACGUGUCUUAUCUUCCAGACGUUUGGAGGUCUUUCAACAGGAAGAUGCUCACAAAUGCGAGAGCUACUCAUCAAGAACGCCAACCUCGGAGAGUAUUCUGUCAAAUACCAGCUCUUCGAGAGAGCAAUACUCCCUCCUGAGUAUGACCCAAAUAACCACACGACGUCGAAGUCAAAGCCGCAAGAAAUCCAAAAAGUCAAAGGCGACCUUUUCGAAGCGUACGUUGCAGCUGUUGUGCUUUCCGAUGCGGACGGACUUUCCAGGGCUGUAGAGUGGUUGCGAUCGCUCUGGGCUAUGACCAUCCAAGAUCAGAUCCGAACAGCAGACAACAAGCCCGAUAUACGAAUGGUCAAGGAACUGGGCACGACGGUGGAAUCAUCAGAGUCCCAAUUGCUCCCGAAGGUUCAACUCUUGCAGCUUAUAGGAGCCAAGGGGGUUCAGAUACGCUACGAAGACUUGCCCAGCAAGCCAGACAAGUACAACAAGAAGUUGUCGCUCUUCUCGGUCGGUGUGUACUUGGAUGGUUGGGGCGAGAAGAACAAGCUCUUGGGCAUUGGUAACGAUCGCAACAAGAAAGAGGCGGGACAGAAGGCAGCAACGGCGGCGCUAGAGAACAAGAAGCUGAUGAAGACGUAUGCGGCGAAGAAGGCCGCACUGUACGCAGCUCUCGGGAAUGCAUAG
Colletotrichum karsti is the source of this 1173-nucleotide messenger RNA. Its product is annotated as RNase3 domain-containing protein. The transcript has 2 exons. Lineage: Eukaryota; Fungi; Ascomycota; Sordariomycetes; Glomerellales; Glomerellaceae. The record is from RefSeq and is a predicted model, not a curated record. Gene Ontology annotation, biological process: primary miRNA processing; rRNA processing; regulation of gene expression. Gene Ontology annotation, molecular function: ribonuclease III activity; double-stranded RNA binding. Gene Ontology annotation, cellular component: nucleus. Bases 1 to 1173 code for a protein of 390 amino acids.